GGACGCCCUGGUCACCAGCACAGUGAACUGCCUCACCAGCUUCCUCUCAGGCUUUGUCAUCUUCACCGUGCUGGGCUACAUGGCUGAGAUGAGGGACGUGGAGGUGGAGGAUGUUGCCAGAGAUAAAGGGCCGAGCCUCCUUUUUAUCACCUACCCCGAGGCGAUCGCCAACAUGGUGGGAUCCACCUUCUUCGCCAUCCUCUUCUUCCUCAUGAUGGUCACACUGGGGCUGGACAGCACGUUUGGGGGUCUGGAGGCCGUGAUCACGGCCGUGAUGGACGAGUACCCCCAGGUCCUGGCAGGGCGACGGGAGCUCUUUGUCCUC
This is a messenger RNA of Merops nubicus (carmine bee-eater), 325 nucleotides long. RefSeq names its product sodium-dependent serotonin transporter-like. The record is from RefSeq and is a predicted model, not a curated record. The annotation marks the transcript as partial. Lineage: Eukaryota; Metazoa; Chordata; Aves; Coraciiformes; Meropidae. Gene Ontology annotation, molecular function: serotonin:sodium:chloride symporter activity; serotonin binding. Gene Ontology annotation, cellular component: membrane; neuron projection. The transcript has 3 exons. Gene Ontology annotation, biological process: serotonin uptake; sodium ion transmembrane transport.